Messenger RNA from Sinocyclocheilus rhinocerous, 2387 nucleotides. RefSeq names its product RNA-binding protein 28. The transcript has 18 exons. Gene Ontology annotation, cellular component: nucleolus. The record is from RefSeq and is a predicted model, not a curated record. NCBI's taxonomy places the organism in Eukaryota, Metazoa, Chordata, Actinopteri, Cypriniformes, Cyprinidae. Gene Ontology annotation, molecular function: mRNA binding. The annotation marks the transcript as partial.
CGCAGUGCCUCACAAACGAAGAAUCUCCACCUUGACAACUUCCUGUAGAGCAGUAACAUGUGAGAAAACGUGCCUUAUUGCUAUCGCACUGUUUACAGACAUUCAUAUGACAAGAUUUUUAAUGUUAUCGCGACUUGUAUAUAACAAUAUCUGCCAGAGUCUGUAAUCAAGGGCGCUGUUUUAGAGACGUUUGCUGGCUGUGAAGAACAGUCGAGCUGAACUCGUGUUGAAAAUGCCCGCAGUCACUUUAUUUGUCAGGAGAUUACCUGCAACAGCCACCAAUGAAAACCUGGCUGAGGUUUUCUCUGAAGUAGGACCGCUGAAGAAUUGCUUUGUUGUCAGGGACAGAGAGACUGAAAAAUGUCGUGGCUUUGGAUAUGUUACAUUCUCAAUGGAAGAUGAUGCACAGCAGGCCAUAAAAGAAGUCAGAGAGUAUGAAGGCGAGAAUAUAUUUGUAACUGUGGCCAAGAAAAAGCCCGAUAAUAAGAAAAAGAAGAAGAAAGUAAAAACAGAAGGAGAUUCAGAAGAUAAAAAGAAUCCAAAGCAUGAACCAACAGAAACCAAAAGUCCUGCAAAGAGUACAGGCAUAAAGAAGAACAAACUGAAAGCUCGACUGAUCAUCAGAAAUCUCAGUUUUAAGUGUGAAGAAGAUGAUUUAAAACAGAUCUUCUCUGAGUUUGGAACCGUGAUGGAUGCCAAGAUUCCCUUAAAACCAGAUGGAAAGAAGCGAGGUUUUGCAUUUGUGCAGUUUAAGAAUAUGGCAGAAGCUGGAAAAGCUCUGGCUGCGAUGAACCUGAAGGAGAUCAAAGACAGACAGGUGGCUGUGGACUGGGCCAUUGCAAAAGACAAGUAUCUCGCCAACCAAUCAGCGGGAGCAGCUGGAACCAUCAAAGAAGAGAAUAAAGGUGCAGGAGCUGAUGGGAAAGAAAAAGAGGCCAAGAAAAAGCCCACAUUACAGGAAGAAAAAGAUGACUCUGAGUCAGAAGAAGAAGAGGCAUCCGAGGAUGAUGAUGAUGAAGCCAAUAGUAGUGAAGAGGAUGAUGCCGAAAAUGACUCUGAAUCUCAGCAGACAGACAGUGAUGCCAGUGAACCUGAAGACGACGAAAAAGACGACUACGAUGAUGAUGACUCCGAUGACACUGAGGGAAAAACUCCUCCAAAGAAGAAGAGAGACCCUCUUCCUUCAGAUGUGAAUGAGGGAAGAACCAUCUUCAUCAGAAAUCUGGCCUUUGACACAGACGAAGAGGGUUUGGAAGAAGUGUUGUUGCAGUUUGGUGAGCUAAAAUACGUUCGUGUGGUGAUGAGCGUAGACACAGGAUAUUCAAAAGGUUGUGCUUUUGCUCAGUUCAAAAGUAAAGAAGCGGCAGACAAAUGUAUCACUGCUGCUGCUGAAGAUGAAAAAGAGUUUGGUGGCAUAAGGGUUGAUGGCAGGAGAUUGAACGUUUUGCCUGCAGUAAACAGAGAAGACGCUGUCAAAUUCAAGGACAAGAAAGUGAAAACUCACACAGGCUCCAGGAACCUUUACCUCGCCAGAGAGGGCUUGAUUCGUCCUGGAUCCAAGUCUGCAGAGGGAGUUUCAGAAACUGACUUGGCCAAGAGGACAAGAUUUGAGGAGCUGAAAAGGGCAAAGUUAAAGGACAUGAACAUUUAUGUGUCUAAAACACGGUUGUGUGUUCAUAACCUGCCUAAGAAUGUGGAUCAACAGAAACUUCAGAAGCUCUGCCUCUCUGCUGCUGGUGGUAAAGGGGUCCGCAUUACUGAGUGUCGUGUGAUGUAUGACAAGAAGCCUAUUCGUGGUCAGGUGAUCGGCAAGUCUCUGGGAUAUGGCUUUGUGGCGUUUAAAGAGCAUGAGCAUGCUCUACAAGCCCUACGUCACCUCAACAACAACCCAGACAUCUUUGGACCCCAAAAGAGACCCAUAGUGGAGUUCUCUCUGGAGGAUGGAAGGAAGCUGAAACUUAAAGCCAUUCGUUUGGAAAACAGCAAGAAGCAACUCAGAAAAGGCAGUAGCCAAAAAGAAGAGCAACUGCCGCAGCAGCAGCAGCAUUCUGGGAAGAAGAAAGGACCCUUGAGGAAAGGAAAUGCAGCUAAUGUUGUUAAACAGGAGAAGGAACAAGGAAGCCAGUACAGCGGCUUUAUGACCAAACCAGAGGUGGAGCAUGUAGAAAUGAAGGACGGCAAAAAACGGCCCAAGGUUCUGCACAUGCCUUCACACAGAGGCCCAAAGAUCAGGAAACGCGAUAAAGAGAAACAACCCAUGGUACAACCCAAGAAACAGAAGAAAGUGCCCAGCAGGAAAGAGAGAAAGGGGCCUACUUUCAUUGAGAAAUCCAGCACGAACAGGAAACCGGUAAGCCAAAGAGUUGGGAGAGAGAGAGAAAUUAUAU